AUGCUCAUGGGCAUCACAGUGCCGCUGCUCCUCCUGCUGCUGGCCCUAGCCAGGUGGGGUUGGAGUGCUCAGGGUGCCCAGACUCAGGGGGCCCUACCCCCGGGGCCUACAGCACUCCCACUGCUGGGGAACCUGCUGCAGCUGGAGUCCGGACGCCUGGACCGUGCACUCAUGGAGCUCUCUGGCCGCUGGGGCCCAGUGUUCACAGUGCGGCUGGGCCCGCGCCCUGCAGUGGUGCUGUGCGGCUACUCAGCGCUGCGGGACGCAUUAGUGCUGCAAGCGGAUGCCUUCUCCGGCCGCGGGACCAUGGCUGUUUUCGAACGCUUCAUCCGCGGAAACGGCUUCGUGUUUUCGAACGGGCGGCGCUGGGGGACGCGGCGCAAUUUUGCGCUGGGAGCACUAAAGGAGUUCGGACUGGGAACGCGGACCAUAGAGGAGCGCAUCCUGGAGGAAGCGGCUUGUCUGCUCGGCGAAUUUCAAGGCACCAUUGGAACGCCAUUCGACCCCCGGCGGCUACUAGAUGAUGCUGUGUCUAACGUUAUCUGUUCGGUGGUCUUCGGGAACCGCUAUGGCUAUGAGGACCCGGAGUUCCUGAGGCUCCUGGACCUCUUCCAUGACAACUUCCGCAUUAUGAGUUCCAGAUGGGGCGAGAUGUACAACAUUUUCCCCUCCUUCCUUGACUGGCUCCGGCACCACCGAAUCUUUCAAAACUUCACGGAGCUUCGGGUCUUUAUCUCUAAGCAAAUCCAGCGGCAGACGCGACAGCCUGGGGAGCCCCGUGAUUUCAUCGACUGCUUCCUGGAUCAGAUGGAUAAGGAACAGGAAGACCCAGAGAGCCAUUUCCAGGAGGAGACAUUGGUGAUGACGACGCAUAACCUUUUCUUCGGCGGCACCGAGACCACGAGCACCACUCUGCGGUAUGGGCUCCUCAUUCUGCUUAAGUACCCGGAGGUGGCAGCCAAAGUGCGGGCCGAGCUGGAUGCUGUGGUAGGGCGGAUGCGCACCCCAAGGCUGGAGGACCGGGAGCGCCUGCCCUACACGAACGCCGUGCUGCACGAGAUCCAGCGCUUCAUCAGCGUGCUGCCAUUGGGGCUGCCACGUGCCCUCACCCAUGACGCCCACCUGCGCGGCUACUUUCCGCCCAAGGGCACCUUUGUGAUUCCUCUGCUCGUAUCUUCACACCGGGACCCCACCCGGUUCAAAGACCCAGACUGCUUCAACCCCACCAAGUUCCUGGACGACAAGGGCAAGUUCCAGAGCAACGAUGCCUUCAUGCCCUUUGCCCCAGGAAAAUGGAUGUGCCUGGACGCAGGCCUGGCGCCAUCUGACAUCUUCCUCUUCUUCACCGCCAUCCUGCAGCGGUUCUGCCUGCUCCCUGUGGGGAGCCCCACCAACAUCGACCUCACCCCGCAAUGCACUGGCCUGGGCAACAUCCCCCCAGCCUUCCAGCUCCGCCUGGUGGCCCGCUGUGGUCGGGCUCAGCUGCCCUCUGCUCACGGGCUCCCGGACCUUCUUUCCCCCUUUGGUCAAUAA
Messenger RNA from Neomonachus schauinslandi (Hawaiian monk seal), 1533 nucleotides. Its product is annotated as cytochrome P450 2F2-like. Gene Ontology annotation, molecular function: heme binding; oxidoreductase activity, acting on paired donors, with incorporation or reduction of molecular oxygen, reduced flavin or flavoprotein as one donor, and incorporation of one atom of oxygen; iron ion binding. NCBI's taxonomy places the organism in Eukaryota, Metazoa, Chordata, Mammalia, Carnivora, Phocidae. The record is from RefSeq and is a predicted model, not a curated record. Gene Ontology annotation, cellular component: cytoplasm; intracellular membrane-bounded organelle. Gene Ontology annotation, biological process: xenobiotic metabolic process.